Molecule: messenger RNA, 234 nt
Organism: Linum trigynum
Lineage: Eukaryota; Viridiplantae; Streptophyta; Magnoliopsida; Malpighiales; Linaceae
Source: the annotation of a GenBank genome assembly
AUGGAAGAAGCGCCUGGAAAAGAAAACUACCUGGCGAUGGCGGACUCCGAAGCAAUCACGGAAGUUGAAACUUCUUUACCACAUCUCCGGGAGGGAAUUCGUGAUUUCUGGGGCUUGAUCUUCAAAUCUCCGGCGAGAAAAAUGGGAAUUGAAGGAGCAUGCAGAGGAAUUGGCCGGCUGAAGAGAAGACGGGAGGUUAUCGACAGAGAUGAAGAAGCCGAAGCUGAAGAGUGA